GGCGAGUGACGCAGGUACCCCUCGGCCCGUGUCCCAAUUUCGGCCGCUAGACCGCUUUCGGCACGCUCCCCACCACCGCUCCCCCUCCACGCUUCGGUCCACCCCGACUAACGUCGCCGCAUGGGCGAGCGCUCCGAUCGCUGUAGCUCAGUUAGCCUUCUGGAUGCGCCUCGCCGUCGUCCGCAUCACCUGAGCCCCUCUACUACGGUCCCUGGAAACACGCCUUGACCCGCCGCGGGGCGUCCAUCAACGUCAUCCCGACUUUGACAUUCACAGACCGCCGAAAAGGCCAUCGCACCGCGCAGGCCGCCAGCCCCCUCCGACAUGGCGAUGGCGCACUCGCCGCCCUCCCACCUCAGCAUGCCUCCGCGGUUCACGAUUGAGCUGGAGAGGCUCGACCCCGACGUCCCCUUCCGCGCAUCGCAGUCGCACGUCCACCACACGUGGGCGCGAACCUUCCACUCGCGGCCGGAGCUGUAUAUCCGCCCACAGAGCCUCGCCGAGAUCCAGAAGAUCGUUACGCUUGCGCGACGCAUGCGCCGGCGCGUCGUCACAGUCGGAUGCGCACACUCGCCGUCAGACCUCACCUGUACCUCGGCGUGGAUGGUGAACUUGGACGACUACAGGCAGGUGCUGAGCGUAAACAAGGAGCAGAAGACGAUGACGGUGCAGGCCGGCAUCCGAAUGCAUGGUCUGAAUCUGGUGGCGAAGGACUAUGGCCUCACAAUGCCCAAUCUUGGCUCCAUCGAUGACCAGUCGCUGGCAGGCGCCAUCGCGACGGCCACGCACGGCAGCUCCAUGAAUCACGGCCUGCUUUCCGAUCACGCCCGAAGCCUGCGCAUCGUGCUCGCAAAUGGCCAGGCAGUGAGAUGCUCGCCUACCCAGUCUCCAGACCUCUUCCGUGCCGCUCUGGUGUCUCUCGGCGCAUUGGGCAUUAUCGUGGAGAUAGAAUAUCAGAUGACGGACCGCUGCGAUAUUGAGUGGGUACAGACGAUACUGCCGAUUGAGGAUGUUCUCUCGCGGUGGGAGACGGGUCUCUGGACUUCGCACGAAUUUGUGCGCGUCUGGUGGCUGCCGUACAUGCGCCGCGCUAUCGUGUGGACCGCGGACAAGUCAACGAAGCCUCCAGUCAAGCCCCAAUACAAUUGGUACGGCGGCAGCGUUGGAUACCACACCUACCACGUCCUGCUCUGGAUUUCUCAGUACGUCCCCCGGUUCCUGCCGUGGGUGGAGUGGUUCGUUUUUGGCAUGCAAUAUGGGUUCAAAGAUGGCUCCACGAUUACCGCAAUCGAAGAACAGCGGACAGGAUUGCUCAUGAACUGUCUUUACUCGCAGUUUGUGAACGAAUGGAGCAUACCCCUCUCGAAAGGCCCCGAAGCCCUCACACGCCUGACCGACUGGUUGCACGGCGAUGAGCAUGGCUCCGGCAUUCCCUUCAGCACAAAGGGGCUUUACGUUCACUCACCCAUCGAGGUUCGCGUCUCAAACACAGUGGGCCAUACGCCGCGGCCGUAUUUGGACACUUCUUACCCCGACACGCCUGCUCUGUACCUCAACGCCACUCUCUAUCGCCCCUACGGCCAAGAUCCUCCAUGUCGCGAACGCUACUACCAAGCAUUCGAGCACUUGAUGAAGGAAUAUAAUGGGCGUCCACACUGGGCUAAGAACUUCCAAUCAGUAGAUCAUUCCUAUCUCUCCAAGGCUUAUCCCGACGACCUUAACGAAUAUCUCCGCGUACGCAACGAAGUCGACCCCGAAGGCAUGUUCCUCGGGGCCUGGCACCGGCGCAACAUCCUCCCGUCGAAAACGGAACUCCCGGCCUUCCCGCUCGAAGAGAAAGAAGUCGUACGGAGAGAGCGCAGGACUGGUGGUACGGACUGGAUUGGCGAGCAAGCAAGAUGGUACGACGGCGGUGUAGAUAUCUUCGAGAAGAAUGGCAGCGAGAGCGGAGAGAGCUUUGACCUGAUGGCAGGCGCGGAAGCCGAGUCUAGCGUAUUGCUAGAGAGUUUGAGGGAAGAUCUGGAGAGCCCGGACGUGGAGAGCAGGAUAAGGGAGAACUCGGAUGUGGCGCUCAGCGGGACGAGUGUAUUCAACAAGAUGUAGAGGAAGUUCUUAAGAAGAUGCUUCUGAAGCGACUCACUGUAGCAUAGAAGGGGAAAGGGGGUGCAUCUACGUGGCAAGCCUUUCGAAGAAGUUAUCCACAUAUCGACUUUUUCAACCUUACAUCAUAAACAACCC
Molecule: messenger RNA, 2238 nt
Organism: Trematosphaeria pertusa
Lineage: Eukaryota; Fungi; Ascomycota; Dothideomycetes; Pleosporales; Trematosphaeriaceae
Product: L-gulonolactone/D-arabinono-1,4-lactone oxidase
Exons: 2
Coding region: 325-2103 (592 amino acids)
Cellular component (GO): mitochondrion; membrane
Molecular function (GO): FAD binding; D-arabinono-1,4-lactone oxidase activity
Source: RefSeq, a predicted model, not a curated record